Molecule: messenger RNA, 1200 nt
Organism: Aspergillus clavatus NRRL 1
Lineage: Eukaryota; Fungi; Ascomycota; Eurotiomycetes; Eurotiales; Aspergillaceae
Product: ribokinase family protein
Exons: 3
Coding region: 1-1200 (399 amino acids)
Source: RefSeq, a predicted model, not a curated record
AUGGCUCAGCAAGUACCUCUCGCUGAAGGAGUUGAUAAUGAGGUCGAGUUCUGCACAUUGGGCAUGUUUAUCCUCGAUGAGAUUGAAUUCGGCGGAUCCAGACCUGAUGUGAAGAAUGUCAUCGGCGGUGCAGCUUCUUAUGCCGUAAUCGGCGCCCGUCUCGUCGCUGGCAAGGAGCAUUCGAACUCCGUGAGCUGGAUUGUGGAUGUUGGCUCAGAUUUCCCUGCAGAGGUUCUGGAUGUCAUCAAGACAUGGGAUACUGGCUGUGUCAUACGGGAAGAUCCUGGAAGAUUGACCACCAGGGCCUGGAAUGGGUAUGGAGUGAAUGAGAAGCGAGAUUUUAAAUAUCUAACCCCCAAACUGCGGCUUGAGCCUUCAAUGCUCUCUGACUCCCAGGUCAUUUCGAAGACAUUCCACAUGGUGUGUUCUUCAUCCCGCUGCAUUAGCAUUGUGGAAGAUAUAAUGCGCAGACGAGAUGAAUUGCAACAAGCGGGCAAGGUUCGUUCCGCCGCCGAUGCUACGACCAGACCAAUCUUUGUGUGGGAACCUGUACCAGAUCUGUGUACACCAGAGGAAAAGGAGAAAUUCUUUGAAGCAGCUCGAGUGGUCGAUGUGGUUAGUCCUAACGAGUUAGAGCUGGGUAUGAUGUUCGGCCAGCCCGGAUGGAGCGAGGACAAUGAUGCCGGCCGGGAUGUGGUGGCAACCAUCCUGCAAUCGGGUAUCGGACCUAAAGGGGAAGGGCAUCUGGUCAUCCGAGCAGGGAAAGACGGCAGUUAUACGUUUUCAAGGAAGCAGAGGAUCUGGUUCCCGGCCUACCAUCAACCUAGUAUUUCGGAAGCUACAGCUGUUGUCGAUCCUACGGGAGCCGGAAACUCUUUUCUCGGAGCCUUAGCUCAGGGUCUGAUCAGUGCAGGGAGAGAUCCCGGCAUUGUCAUUGACUCGGUCUUUUCCGAAUGCGAGGCCUGGCAGAGUGCCACGAGGAAAUCGGGGAUGCAUGACAAUAUGCCAAUGGCCUUGAUUUGCGCCACUGUCGCCGCAGGCUAUGUGGUGGAACAGAUCGGGGUACCCCGAAUGACAAGGUCAAGCGAUGGACGGGAACUCUGGAACGGAACUGAAUUUACGGAACGAGUCCGUCUGUACACGCAGAAAUUGUAUCGAACACUCGAAGAGUCUCCCCGAAAACACUUUCGGAACACUUGA